AUGAGUCAACGCUUGAAAGAAGACUUGCGAGCGUGCGGAAAGGCCGGUUCGUACGCUCGGCAAAAAGGGCGAAACAUCUCUUUUGCCCGGCCCGUAUAUUCCGACCCUGAGUUCGGAAGAACAUAUUGUCGACUGGCGAGUCCCGGCCAAGGGAACGACCGCCUGAGUGAGGAAGGUGAGGGUGUGCGGUAUCGAGCGACAGGUGGCGUGUGCGAUCCCCACGGUGCUGAUGACCAACACCGACCCUACCGUGUCAACGAUCGCCGACGCAGCGAGGUUAGCGGCGGCGACGAGCGCGUCGACGGAAGAGGCGGUAGGGGAGAACACCGCAGCAUCCUUCACGUUCCAAUAAUUCCAAAUCUUUUGUACAAGUUGGAACAUCCAAAUGAUGUUGAUUGUUCGCUUUCAAAAACUACGUCACAUGUUCCUUACAACAGCAAAGCAGUUGAAAAAUUGUUUAUACAAGAAAACGGAUCAAACAAAAAAAAAAAAAAGAUCGAUAAAAGCAUCACAAAUGAUUUAUUAGACAGUAAAAUAAAGUUCAAAAUGAAAGGAGAUCCAAGUUUUAAAAAACCUAGGAAGCAUAAAAAACCAAUGAGUACCACUCCUACUUUUACUACAACUUUUAAGAUGUACGAUGAUACCACUAUUGCUUGGUGCAUGAUAAAUUUAACUCACAGGUUAUACGAAGACGGAAGCGUCAAAGUUUUAACUGAUGAAGAAGCGUACAAAACACGCCAUGAUGCUAUUAUGAGCACAACCGUUGAAGUUGGGCUCAUGUUUGCUUCUAAAGCUAUCGUACAAUUAAUAGCCAAUCCAUUUGUUGGUUCUCUUACAAAUAAGUCGUUUCAGUUUGAUGGUGAUAUUCUUUAUUAA
This is a messenger RNA of Helobdella robusta, 876 nucleotides long. RefSeq lists its product as hypothetical. NCBI's taxonomy places the organism in Eukaryota, Metazoa, Annelida, Clitellata, Rhynchobdellida, Glossiphoniidae. The transcript is spliced from 4 exons. The record is from RefSeq and is a predicted model, not a curated record. The coding region runs from base 1 to 876 and encodes 291 amino acids.